Molecule: messenger RNA, 1775 nt
Organism: Patiria miniata (bat star)
Lineage: Eukaryota; Metazoa; Echinodermata; Asteroidea; Valvatida; Asterinidae
Product: pyrimidodiazepine synthase-like
Exons: 5
Coding region: 104-925 (273 amino acids)
Biological process (GO): glutathione metabolic process
Cellular component (GO): cytoplasm
Molecular function (GO): glutathione dehydrogenase (ascorbate) activity; glutathione transferase activity
Source: RefSeq, a predicted model, not a curated record
AUCGUUCAAUCAUGCGAUCAUCGAUCGUCAAAUUAGCAAAGACAGCUGCAACCCGAAAUAAUCGUGCGAAACUUUAUUAAAUUGUUGAUGUUUAAAGAAAAUCAUGUAUAAGUGCAAGCUUGUCGUUGUUGGUUAUCUGCGCCCAGCAAAGUUAGUCAUGUCAAGAUCUUUAUCAACGCAGACUGCUUUGGAAGGUUCAGCAAGGGUCGUCUCGAAAACGCAUCUAAAAACUGGUGACCCUCUGCCAGAGUUAAGAGCUGGUUUUCCAUGGCUGUUUAGCGCCAAAUUAUCUCCGUUUUCUCAUCGGGUUCGCUUGGUUUUUGCAACAAAAGGAAUCAGCUACGAUGAGAUCAACUGCAACUUGGGGACCAAGCCCGAGUUCCUUGUGGAGCGCAACCCCAGCGGGAAAGUCCCCGUGUUGGAAAUUAAUGGGAAAGUGAUCACCGAGUCGAGAGUCAUCAGUGAGUUGAUCGAGGAAUUGUAUCCAGAUCCCCCACUCUACCCGAAGGAUCCGUUUGACAAAGCACAGGACAGAGUGAUCGUGGAAAUGUACACAUCCAAGGUCCAGAACCCAAUGAUGAAAGCUAUAUUUACAGGGGAUAUGAAGGCCGCUGGUAAACUCAUGGAUGGCCUGGGAUUCAUUGAAAGGGAACUUGUUAAGAGAGGGACCCCUUUUUUUGGUGGGCAAGAGCCCGGAAUGGUGGACCUGAUGAUCUGGCCUUUCAAUGAGCGUUUGGUAAGCUUUGAUCCACUCUACGAUUUAGGCAAAGCACAACUUCCAAACUUGGUGGAUUACGUCAAUCGCAUGGAGAGCACACCUGCCGUCAAAGCCACCGCAAGCCCAAAGGAAAUGUACCUCAAAAUCUUCAAAGGACUGGCUCAAAGCGAUCAGUAUGAUUAUGAAACCUUCUCAUCAAAGCUGUGAUGUGUACAGAAAUAAAUUGUGUUUGGAGAGAAAUUAUGAAUUUUAUAUCAAAAACUUGAUGAUUUUUUUUUUAUAUAUUAUGUUCAUGUCGUUUAACUUUUCAACAUUAGUCUGAUGUAAUUUGAUACUGUUGAAAUUGUAAAACCAGUUUUGCAAUGUAUAUAUUUUGUGUUUAGAACUUAUUGCCAAAAUUGAAAUGUUUUAACUCGAUCUUAUUUUCAGAAGUCUAUUUAAAUUAUCAAAAAAUGUACUGCCAAUUUAAAAGAAAAACAAAUGAGGUUGCAUUACAUCCUUUUUUGGACAGAAUUAUUUACCAAGUCUUGUGAGAGUUCGUGUACAACUUUUGCUGCAGAUAUUUACAAUGUAAAGCAUUCACUCCACCAAGGUCUCUUAUUUGAAGAAUUUACACUUACUCAAACUGAGCAGGAAUCUGCAACUUUAGUCUUGGUUUGAAAAGUCAAUUGUUAGGCCAAGUAAAAAAAAAAUUGUUUGUAGUCCGGGCUUUAAAAAAAAAUGGAGGAGAAAGGGGCUUUUUGUUUCCUGUUUUCCCCCCGUGGUAGCGGAUUUUGAAUCUUUUGAUGGUACAAAACUGUGUUUUUACACAGUUCAAAUAUUAUUAGAAAAACAUAAACAGACAAUAUUGGCAAUAUGCAGUAAUUGCAAAUGUAUGAAUUAAAAAAAAAAAAAGAUUUUUUUUUUUCUUUUUUUCGUGGCCUUACAUUGUUUAGUAGUGAAUUAAAAUACCCAUGUAGAGUGACAUUGAAUAUGAAAAUGUAAUACUUUAUUUGAGUCCAUUGGUCUUUAGGAAGUUGACAGUGGAGAUAAUGUAAUAAAUUAAAUCCAUAAUGAA